AUGGAGUACGAGGUUGUGAGUGUGUUGGUGUUAGCCAUGUUGGUGUGGAUGGGGUGGAUAAUGGGGAUGGAACGUAGGCAACAUGGUCAGCUUCCACCAGGACCAAGAUGUUGGCCAGUGGUUGGGAACAUUUUCCAACUAGGCAGGUCACCACACGAGUCCUUUACAAAGCUGGCCCAUAAACACGGUCCAAUCAUGACCAUAUGGCUAGGGUCCAUGUGCACAGUGGUUAUCUCAUCGAGCCAAGUGGCUCGUGAGAUGUUCAAAAGACAUGACGUGGUUCUUGCAGGGAGGAAGAUUUAUGAGGCCAUGAGAGGGGACCAUGGGAGUGAGGGCUCCCUCGUAACUUCUCAGUACAACUCUCACUGGCGCAUGCUCAAGCGCUUGUGCACCACUGAGUUCUUUGUUACAAGUCGCUUAGAUGCCAUGCGGGGUGUGCGUGCAAAAUGUAUACACCGCAUGUUGCAUUUGAUAGAACAAGCUGGUGAAUCUGGCACACGUGCUGUUGAUGUUGGGAGGUUCUUUUUCUUGAUGGAUUUUAACCUUAUUGGGAACCUUAUAUUCUCAAAGGACUUGUUGGACUCUGAAAUGGAGAGAGGGGACAAAUUUUAUUACCAUGCACUUAAGGUUAUGGAGUAUGCUGGGAAGCCCAAUGUGGCAGACUUUUUGCCAAUUCUGAAGUGGUUUGACCCUCAGGGAAUAAGGAGGAAGACGCAAUUCCACGUCAACCAAGCCUUUGACAUUGCAGGGUCGUUCAUCAAAGAAAGGAUGGAAAACGGCCACGGUGGGUCAAAGAAAAGCAAUGAUUACUUGGAUGUUUUGUUGGCCUAUCGUGGGGAUGGUAUCACUGAGCCUUACACCUUUUCUUCGAGAACUAUUAAUGUCAUUAUCUUUGAAAUGUUUACUGCAGGGACAGACACAACGACAAGCACAAUCGAAUGGGCAAUGACAGAACUUCUGCACAACCCAAGAACAUUAAAGAAAGUGCAAAUGGAGUUGAGGAACAAAAUAGGGAGGGAUAGGAAUAUGGAAGAAACGGACAUAGAGAAUCUUCCCUACCUCCAAGCAGUCAUCAAGGAGACACUGAGACUUCACCCACCUCUUCCUCUUAUGGUUCCUCAUAUGGCCAUGGAGUCUUGCAACAUGCUUGGCUACAAUAUUCCCAAAGAGUCACAGAUUUUGGUGAAUGUUUGGGCAAUAGGGAGGGACUGCACAGUGUGGGAUGCUCCCUUGCUGUUCUGGCCUGAAAGAUUUCUGGAGCCAAACCCGUUGGUGGAUUACAAAGGACGUCAUUUUGAGUUUAUACCCUUUGGUUCGGGUCGAAGAAUGUGCCCAGCCAUGCCACUUGCCUCUCGUGUGCUUCCAUUGGCAUUAGGCUCCCUCUUGCACUCCUUCGAUUGGGUUUUGCCAGAUGGCCUCAAACCAGAGGAGAUGGACAUGACUGAGGGACUGGGAAUAACACUAAGGAAAGCCAUUCCUUUGAAAGUCAUACCAGUGCCUUAUAGAGGAGCUACUAUUGAAAAUGCAUAA
This is a messenger RNA of Sphenostylis stenocarpa, 1530 nucleotides long. The record is from the annotation of a GenBank genome assembly. Lineage: Eukaryota; Viridiplantae; Streptophyta; Magnoliopsida; Fabales; Fabaceae.